ACCAGCAUUAAAACAGUCUUUAAACCAUUUCAGAAGUAAUGAUAGCUCUGCGAUGACCAUACUGCUUAUAUUCUAACUCAGAUCAAGAUGCUCAGCUUACUUCUCAUCAUUUAUCUCCCGAUUAUUUGCUGGAGCCUCAUCAGGUUGGAACAAGAUGACACCGAGACUCCUUAUCAAGUUCUCAUUUACUUCGGGGGCCCAGAGCUAAUGUUUGCCGAACUCGACAACAAUUUGUACGGCCCCGGCAUUGUUGAGGCGUUGGAGAAGAUUGACGCAGAAUAUGAUUUUGAGUCCAUUUUAGGAGGAACCAAUUUGACUUACAAAGUGGCAAACUGUAAAGAAUUUUCAGUUUCUGAUGCCAUGGAUUACCUGGAGAGUCAACUGUUGACUCGGAGAUAUGAAAUUAAAGAACAUAAUAAAACAUUCGUGCGGUCCGAACUUUCUCUCAUUCUGGGACCCAUCCAUUUAAUCGUCUUUCUAAAACCUUAUUGCUAUGCCAACCGCUACAAUUGUAUAUUUGGGGUUGGUCGAAUCUCAACCGCCUCCGCAAAUGCAAUCAGUGACGAUUUCGUAUAUCCAUACGAACACAACAAUCAAGUCACAAACAACAUACUUCUCGACAAUACCAGGGAUGGCCCUGAACCUAUUUUUAAACAGUUUUUCGAUAAAUUUCGGUGGAACUUCCAACAGAUCUCGAUCUUUGACCUCCGGGGGAGUGAUAGUUAUGAGCAGAGCCAAAGUCUUAUUCUUGACUUGCAGAAAUAUGCGAUCGAUCACUCUAAAAAUCGGGUUUCCAUUGGCUCUGACAAACACAACACAGAAACCACCCUCAACUACACCGAUGCUAACGAUUACCUGAUCAAUAAAGUUCCUUACGCUUGCAGAGUUGUACUGCUCUUUGGGAGUCAGCAGAUGGUGCGAGAUAUGAUGCUCCAGGCUUAUGAUGCAGGUAUGACCCAGUCAAAUGAGUACGCGUUCAUCAUUAUUCCUACCAACUACUUUCCUCUCUAUUCCUGGAAAGCGGAUCCAGCAUACAGCAAUUUGUACUGGGACGAGGGUCAAGCUUCCCGUGACGAGGAUGCUAAGAAAGCCUUCCAGUCAGCGUUUAUAGUGACAGCAGACAUAGACACGAAGAACUUUGAUAACUUUACAGCGGCUGUUAAAGAGCAAGCGAAGAAGGAGCCGUUUAAUUACGAUUUCAAGGAUAGAGCGGUACCGCUCUACGCAGCCAACUACCACGACGCUGUCUUGUUGUGGGCCUACGCCAUGAACAAUCACUACAACGAGUCAGCCAAAACGCUGGAUGUUGGUAAACUUUACAACAGAACAUUCACAAAGGACGACUUCAACGAUAUCGAACCCAUUACUGGCCCAAUAGAGCUGGAUGAGGCGGGAGAUCGCGUCAACACUUUCCUGUUUUGGCAUCUUAAUAAGGCCGGCCAAUGGCAGAAAAUAGGAAAGUACGCACACGAGAAAUAUGAAGUCUUGGUCGAUGAGGAGGACAUAGCAUGGCCUAACAAUGGGAAAUCUGCACCGCUGGCUGAGCCUGAAUGUGGUUUCAAUGGAGAGAAAUGCGAUAACAGAAUGGUGAUAGGGAUAUCUGCUGGAGCAGGUGCACUUGCUGUCCUGGUCCUUGGUCUUGCUGUUAUGACUUACAUGUACAGGAAAGCAAAGUUCGAGGCUGCUCUGGCUUCCAUGUCAUGGAGGAUACCCCCAAUUGAGAUACGAGAUGUUGGUCGAGACCCUCUGGGGUCAUCUGUCUUCGGAUCAAGACGCUCGUCCAUGGUCGGUUCUCGUUCCUCUACUGUAUCAAGUAAUCCGUCUGCAAACCUAAAGAAGAAAAGUUACCAGUUCUUCUCAAAACGGGCUCAGUACCAGAACAAAAUUGUGGCCCUGAAGACUGUUCUUCCUCAGUACAUGACCAUCAAUCGGGCUCUAAUGAUCGAGAUGAAAAACUUGAAAGAAAUGAGAAACGAAAACCUGCUGACUGUUUACGGCUGUACGAUCGAUAAUGACAUUUGCUUUCUGGUUACUGAGUACUGCAGCAAGGGGUCUCUACAGGAUUUAUUGGAAAACGACGAUGUCAAGUUGGAUGAUAUGUUAAAGUUCAGUUUGAUAAACGAUCUAGCAAAGGGGAUGCGCUUCCUGCAGGCGUCUGUUAUCGAGAGUCACGGAUACCUAAAAUCGUCAAACUGCAUCAUCAACAACCACUUCUCCCUCAAGAUAUCUGACUUUAGUAGAUCUAUCUUCAUGAGUGAUAUGGAGCGGCUGAACAGGGCCACGGAAGAGGCAAGGAAUGAACGUCUCGUCUACAGAGCACCGGAGCUGCUUAGAAUGCAGUGCAUUCCUUGCAAGGGGACUAAAGAAGGUGACAUGUACAGCUUUGGAAUAGUUGUCCACGAGAUUCUCGUGAGAGAAGGACCGUUCGGUCUCUCUGACAUGAGAUGCGAUCUGACUGCUACGGAGGUUAUAAACCUGGUAACCAAGACUGCAAGUCAGAUCCCUUACCGCCCAGAGUUCCCCUUCUCUAGUGAUUCUAAAGUUACUCGGAUUAUUUCGAUGGCUAGAGACGCCUGGACUGAGGAGCCUUUAGAGCGACCCAACUUCCAGACUAUCAGAUCAAUCCUGAGAUCCAUCAGGGUGGACGCGUCUGGAGGAAUUGUAGAGAAUCUACUGGGAAGAAUGGAAAAGUACGCAACAAAUUUAGAGGAGUUGGUGGAAGAGAGAACUGCUCAAUUACAAGUGGAGAAAAAGAAGACUGAUGACCUUCUAGAAUCAAUGCUCCCCAAGUCUGUGGCAGAUUCGCUGAAAUCAGGAAACGUGGUGCCCCCUGAAAAGUUCGAGUGUGUGACAAUAUAUUUCAGUGAUAUCGUAGGGUUCACUGCUAUCAGUUCCCUCUCCAAACCUAUGGAGGUGUUGGACAUGCUGAACGAUCUGUACACUGUGUUUGAUAUGUGCAUUGAAAAGUACGAUUGCUAUAAAGUUGAAACCAUCGGCGAUGCGUACAUGGUGGUAUCAGGACUACCAGUUAGAAACGGAGACAGACACGCCGCGCAGAUAGCUCUCAUGUCUCUCAACUUCCUCUCCUGUCUCAAAACCUUCGUUAUCAGUCAUCUGCCCGAGAAGAAACUCAACAUCCGAAUAGGCAUGCACUCAGGCCCAGCUGUAGCGGGGAUCGUCGGUAAAAAGAUGCCGAGAUAUUGUUUAUUUGGAGACACCGUCAAUACAGCUAGUCGGAUGGAGUCUAAUGGAGAACCCGAGAAGAUCCAGAUGAGCUCUCAAUCCUACAGUAUCCUCUCAUCCCACGGCGGAUUUAUUAUUGACCCACGGGAAGGUCUUGUAGACAUGAAGGGAAAGGAAAGCAACAAACAUACUGGUUACAAGGAGUAGAAAAAGAUCUUAACAUAGACAACCCUCGUCAUUUCACCGACAGGACUGCUCUUCAGAAGAGAGAGAGUAACGCUGUGACUACUCAUGCUACGAAUCUUGUUUACACAGUUGAUUCUAACAGCAAGAAAAACACUGUCAAAUCAUCUUCGUCACCAAAUGACAUGGUGAAUUAUAACAAUCUCAACCACGUUGACUCCAAGAACCACAAGGUUCAUUUGAAUAACAAAGAAUUCCAGUGAAGCUGAGUUUCUUGUAUCGACAUUCGAAAUGAUGAGAUUGCGUUAUAAACUCUAUGAAAUGAAGAAUCAAGAAAGAAGUGUGAUCCCAAUCAUGAAAGUGAUGUGGAACCAAUAAAUGAUUGGUGGAGUUGGAGGAAAAGAAGAAGUUAAUCACAACUUGAAUAUUUCGCGACUUUGUUCUUGCAACUAAUUACACACUCCAUUCUCAAAUACCAAGAAGUGUAAAAAUAUUGGGCAGAACGCUCGCGGCAUCUCGUGAUAUGUAUAAUGUACGUGUGGCACACUGACACUGUGCAUUUUCGAGGCCACAAAUUAUACUGAAUAAUCCAAAUUCAUAAGCGAUCAGAUUCCGAUAUAUUGGAAUUGUUGAACGUUUUCAGUUUCAGCUUCUGCCUUCCAAAUAUAAAUCUAUUUUUACCCCUAUUCUAUUAAUUCGAAGCCCACGGUCGUUUCGUGCCUGUCUAAGUUUUUAUCAAGUUUUACAGAUCUUUUACAUUUAAGUACAAUGACGUAAAAUACUCUUGAGUUGAAUUUGGUGUUGUAAAUAUAUUUGAGUGAUUCAUAUAUUCAUGUAUAUGUUAGGCUUUAGCUUUAAUUUGAAACUUGACAAACGUUUUAACUG
Bolinopsis microptera is the source of this 4251-nucleotide messenger RNA. Its product is annotated as atrial natriuretic peptide receptor 1-like. Gene Ontology annotation, cellular component: plasma membrane. The record is from RefSeq and is a predicted model, not a curated record. Bases 88 to 3390 code for a protein of 1100 amino acids. The transcript is spliced from 21 exons. Lineage: Eukaryota; Metazoa; Ctenophora; Tentaculata; Lobata; Bolinopsidae. Gene Ontology annotation, molecular function: ATP binding; guanylate cyclase activity; protein kinase activity. Gene Ontology annotation, biological process: receptor guanylyl cyclase signaling pathway; intracellular signal transduction; protein phosphorylation.